AUGUUCCAGACACAACUUACUCAUGGACACAAGUUGUGUGCUGGAACAGUUCCGGAUUCCAGUUCACAUAGAAGACGUCAAAGUAGUGGCAAACUGAGUCAUAGUCAAUCCAAAACACCCCGUUAUCCACAGCCUGAGCCGAAGAAAGGUCGUAGUUCAGUUUGGCUUGUAGUUGAGGGGUCCAGUUGCGUGAAUCAUGUUCAGAAAAGUUUCCUUUCCAGCGCAAGUGACUCCAGGGAUUCUUCAGCAGUCGUCACUUUUAGAGCUCAUCAGGCGAGCAUGUCGACUGUCGUUCUGAAGUUCCCUUGCUUUCAUAUUGGAGAGGCCAAGUGUAAACGGAUGACCGUGUAA
Molecule: messenger RNA, 351 nt
Organism: Opisthorchis viverrini
Lineage: Eukaryota; Metazoa; Platyhelminthes; Trematoda; Opisthorchiida; Opisthorchiidae
Exons: 1
Coding region: 1-351 (116 amino acids)
Source: RefSeq, a predicted model, not a curated record